AUGGCCAACGAAGAGCCGCCGGCAAGUUACUACCAACGAUUUGCGAAUGCCUUUGAUCGACUUGUCUGGACACCUUCCUGGGUCAAAUGGGAUCCGGAUGUGAAUCAUGACCUCAGCUGGGGAAUGAACAUCCUGUUCGGGCUAUCCGCAUCUUUCAGUGUAGCGAAUCUCUAUUAUACUCAUCCUAUCUUAAAUAUCCUUGCGGACGACUUCGGUAUUUCAGAUCAACAUGCCUCGUUGGUACCGACUAUGACUCAAGCUGGAUAUGCUGCUGGACUUCUUCUGAUCGUACCUGUUGGCGAUAUUGUUCGGCGACGGCCUAUGAUUCUAUGUCUAAUAUUCGUAACGGCUCUGAUAUGGCUUGGCUGUACUCUUACUCAGUCCUUUUCGUCAUUCCUCGGCCUCUCGUUUAUCGUCGGUCUCUUGACUGUAACUCCGCAACUUAUGUUCCCGUUAGCGGUUCAAUAUGCCCCAAAACGGCAUCGGACUACUAUGAUAUCGGUGGUUAUGUCUGGCCUUGUGUUUGGUGUCCUCGUUGCGCGUCUUCUUAGCGGUAUUAUCACCCAGUACACCUCGUGGAGAAACGUCUAUUGGAUUUCGUUCGGCCUUCAGGUGCUUGUGUGGAUACUCCUCUUCUUCACUAUGCCCGAUUAUCCCACCCUAAGCCCUGGCACAUCUUAUCCAAGGAUACUUCUGAAAAUUGUUACUCUCCCUUUCCUCAAGCCGGAUCUUACUCAGAUGGCUCUUAUAGCCUUUUUGACCUCGGGGAUGUUCACGUCAUUCUGGACGACCUUGACGUUUCAAUUAGCUGACGUUUUCCACAUGUCAACAUUGGCGAUUGGACUAUUCGCUCUUAUCGGCAUCUCACCGGUGUUUCUUAAUCCGGUCAUCUCUCGCUUGCUCAUAGCACGCCUACAUCCUCACGGUACACUUAUUAUUGCGCACCUAGUGACUCUUGCUGCGAUCUGUAUCGGCACAUUCGUUGGUACGUUUUCACUCGCAGGCCCUGUCAUCUGGGCAUUCUUCGGAGAUCUAGGGAUGAAUACAAUUGUUGUUGGAAAUCGUGUGGCCAUAGCGCAUGUUGAUCCUACAGCUCAAAAUGCUGUAAAUUCCAUCUACAUGGUUCACACGUUUUGCGGACAGCUUUUUGGUACAGCAGUCGGCAACGCACUUUACGCGAAGGGAGGAUGGACAUACUCCGGUGCCUUCAAUAUCGCACAGAUGAUAGCUGGGCUACUGAUACUUUUUGUGAGAGGACCACACGAGAAACGUUGGUUAGGUUGGAGUGGUGGAUGGGACAUGAGAAAACCCAAGAUAGAAGAAAACGGCUCGCCUCUCGGAGCGCAAGCCGACGUGGAGGCAAACCCAGAGGAAGUAGCUACUGAAGUCCCGACUGAAGUGCCUACGGAAGAUGAAGGUCCUAAGGAAAAGGUAGAAAAUGGUGAUGAAAAGAUAUAG
Molecule: messenger RNA, 1458 nt
Organism: Daldinia childiae
Lineage: Eukaryota; Fungi; Ascomycota; Sordariomycetes; Xylariales; Hypoxylaceae
Product: putative transporter YgaY
Exons: 3
Coding region: 1-1458 (485 amino acids)
Biological process (GO): transmembrane transport
Molecular function (GO): transmembrane transporter activity
Source: RefSeq, a predicted model, not a curated record